AUGAAGUCCACUUUCUUCGCCACCGCCGCCUUCUUGAUCGCUUCCGCGAGGCGAAAUUCGGGCCCCUCCCUUGCGGCUCUACCAGUGGUGUGCCAUACAACGUCACGAGCGGCGACACUUUGA
This is a messenger RNA of Pyrenophora tritici-repentis Pt-1C-BFP, 123 nucleotides long. The record is from RefSeq and is a predicted model, not a curated record. Lineage: Eukaryota; Fungi; Ascomycota; Dothideomycetes; Pleosporales; Pleosporaceae.